This is a messenger RNA of Microsporum canis CBS 113480, 1899 nucleotides long. Its product is annotated as increased rDNA silencing protein 4. Gene Ontology annotation, molecular function: protein binding. The transcript has 2 exons. Lineage: Eukaryota; Fungi; Ascomycota; Eurotiomycetes; Onygenales; Arthrodermataceae. The coding region runs from base 1 to 1899 and encodes 632 amino acids. The record is from RefSeq and is a predicted model, not a curated record.
AUGACUCAAGGCGCCGGAGAUGGCCAUGGUUCGAAUUCAAAUUCAAAUUCGGAUAACGGGGACGACGGGAAAAGAGCGGCAGCGAGUGCUUCGGCAGCCCUUCAAGGAGCAACUUUGGCAUUUGCGUCACGAGAAGACCAGAAGCAGUCACGGAACAACGGAAGCCCAAAGGCGGGGCAGCCCAUCAAUGAUGGGGCUCGGAAAGCAGCUAUGAUCGCGGAGGCGGCCGUCAAUAAUAGAGCUAUUAAUGCUGGUGCCAGCGAGAGCGAUGUCUACCCAGUUCCAUACGGUAUUGGAGUUAAGGACAGGCUCCAGUUCAUCCCUCAUCCGAACGACAGUGGAGGUUCUACCGCAGCCACAACCCCAGCUCCACAACCGGCCGAGUCCACGAAGGCUGUAACCUCGCUCCAGAACAACAACCAGACGACGUAUGGAAGCACUAUUGCAGGUGCUACCAUCAUAACGCGACCAAAAAUAGAGCUUGAAAACAACCCCCAACGCAUUGCAGCUAAACUUGCCGUGGAUAGAUCUACUGCCGGAUCCAAGGCAAAAUCAAGGUCCCCGUCCCGGGCCGCAUCUGCUACUACGAUAAGCUCACAGCAAACCAGGGAAUAUCAAGAGUUAAUUACACAUGCGCCCCAGCGUGCCUCAAGUUCGCCAACUAUCUGUGAGGACGACACUGAUAUUAUUGCAAGCUCUAGCAGGAACGGGAGUUAUGCACCUCUAAAAUCGGAGGUGACCGAUGCAGAACUGUCCGCUGCACGCAAUAUGCCAACGCAGCAGAAAUAUGGAGUCAAGGCUCCUCCUCCGCUUCCGAACAGGCCAGUGACGACCAGAGAUCCGUCUCCUAGAAAGAAGAUGGAUUCUGAACAUGACCAAGGGUCUAUUCUUCCACCACCUCCGCCGCCACCGCGCAACAAAGCUGUCAGCCCGCCUCCAGCUCUACCCCCUAGGCCAACUACGAUUCCUCUGGGAAGGGAGAAACCACCUCCUCCGGCACCACGACAAUCAACGAUAUCAUCAUCCGCCAUCGACGGGCCUCUGACUCCACGUGGGCCGCUUCCGUCCUUACCUCGUUCGCAUCCACACCCGCAUCCGCAUCCGCUCCCGCUUCCGAAUGCACGCUCAAGUCCACUACAACCCCAACAUUCUGGGGUUUUCGAGAGCCCCUUAGCCGAUGCAAUCACAGCCUCAACACUCGCGUCACGCCGGACUCCCUCUCCGUCCAAACACAACCCUCCCCCACUACCACCUGGUCGACGAUCCAGAUCUAGGUCGUUUCUGCAGGUUACCCACAGUGGCAACAAGAAUGACCACCGUGACCGGCUAGGAAGGGGGAAUGGCCAAAGCCGAACACCUAGCCCCAACCGGACGACAGCUAUGAAAAGGACGAUGCGUGCUCCGGCCCGACCUGAGCCAGAUUUUGCUGCUAACAGAGGAGGAGGAGGAGGGGGGGGGACUCGAAGCAAGGAGCAUGGCCGGAGAAUCAUCCGAACCCACCCGCAUAAGCAUCGGGAAGGCGAUCGCAAGCGCUGGCGUGACAAGGUGACUGCAGCAGAGAGGAAGCGUUACGAGGGAGUGUGGGCGGCGAACAAAGGCCUGUUUGUGGGCGCGCAUGAGCAGGUCAACAUCAAGGACAAGUCCGUUGCGCUCGAGGAGACGGUAUCAAGCAUAGUAGUCCGUGACAUCUGGACCCGAAGCAGGCUACCGACACCGAUGCUGGAACAGAUCUGGAAUAUCGUCAGCCACCACGCAUACGGGCUGUUGUCUCGAGAGGAAUUUGUAGUAGGGAUGUGGUUGAUCGACCAGUGUCUGAAGGGCCACAAGUUACCUGUCAAGGUAUCACAGAGCGUAUGGGACAGCGUGAGAUCGGUUUCAGUUGAAUUAACAGGCCACUGA